UUAGUCCCCGAAAGGCCGAUCUAAGCGAUCAACCGACUUCCGUAUGAUCAAAAGAACUUGAAGUAAUAAAACUCCGGGACCAUGCAGGUUUCAGUCUGUGAUACGACAAAGACUUCUUCAACAUGAAUACGAUUAGAUCAACCUGGUAUGCUCGCGCAAAUUCCUCCGGGCGGAGAAGAGCUGUCGCGUCUGUCGAUGCGCUUGCCGCCAGCAAGUCCUUCACUGUGCAAGAUCACAGGCUGAUUUACUUUUCCUUUAGGUACGGCUGGGGAGUCCUCUGCGUUGCAGGCGGUGGCGCAUAUUACUUCGCAAAGAAAUCCAUCAAUGCCGAUCGAGCUGCUCGGUUCGAAGCCGAACAGAAAUCAAAAGCCUACCAACGACGCCUAGAAGACUCAUCCUACACAGCCUCCAAAUCGAAGUCUCGAACGAGAACACAAGCAGAUCCCUCCAGUGGAACACAUAAUGCGAAAGGUCUUGAUCAUGCAGGCAGCCCAAGUAGCGAGAUCAGUGAAGAGGCAGCUCCUGUAGGCCAUGCACCCAUCGACAAUGAUCAGAGGAUACGAGAGAAGAGCAAAUACGAAGCAGCUGAGCCAUACAGAAGCAAAAAGGGGGAUCGAUUGGGCUGAAGUUGAGAAAGAAGACGAAAUAUGUCACAGAACACCGGAGCGAUACGGAGUACUGAUGACCAGAAGUUCAAUUGCUGUGUACAUGUACCGCGUGCCAUGCUCGACAAAAAAUGCUGAGCUCGAUACCCCAGGAAAUACCAAACUCCAUUCCAACCAUGCUUGCUCCUCCUUGGAUAUGAUGCUGAUGAUUACAACCAAUCCCGAAUGUGUCAAUGCGCUCAACGCCAGGAAGAUGUCGUUAAUGUGCCGGUCUUCGUAUCAUACGUGACAGCAUAGAGGCGCAUAGUGUUUUCUCGAGGCAUUCGGGUGUCCUGAAUCUCUUUCGCGUUUGGACUCGAUCGCUGGUGGGACAAAAGGCAGGACAACAGCCGAUGUGAUCAAGGCACCAGCCACUGCAGACUGUAAUCUUGUUGCUGGCCUGGGUGCUUGCGCAGAAAAAUGGCGGAUUGCCGUCUGAGACAAAGAAUGUGAAAGGGUGCCUGCGAGACUCAUGGUUGUAGAUGAGAAUUACACCCUGCUGAAAGGUAAGGACUGGCAGCCGGAGGAGAGUUUGCUAACAGUGGAAGACAG
This is a messenger RNA of Exophiala xenobiotica, 1196 nucleotides long. RefSeq lists its product as uncharacterized. Bases 123 to 626 code for a protein of 167 amino acids. The transcript is spliced from 2 exons. Lineage: Eukaryota; Fungi; Ascomycota; Eurotiomycetes; Chaetothyriales; Herpotrichiellaceae. The record is from RefSeq and is a predicted model, not a curated record.